Molecule: messenger RNA, 1626 nt
Organism: Dryobates pubescens (Downy woodpecker)
Lineage: Eukaryota; Metazoa; Chordata; Aves; Piciformes; Picidae
Gene: CMSS1
Product: cms1 ribosomal small subunit homolog
Exons: 11
Coding region: 1-1110 (369 amino acids)
Cellular component (GO): 90S preribosome; nucleus
Source: RefSeq, a predicted model, not a curated record
AUGGUGGUUGCCACGGAGCGAGGCGCCGAGUGGGGUUCUGCCAGGAGGAUUGCCCCUGCUGCGGCCUGUGCUCGGCUUCCCUUCCUCUCUGUGAGGUACAGGAAGGCUUUACCACCGACCCAGGUCACCAGAGCUGCAGUGCUAGAAACAGGACUGGGGACGAACCGCCAACCACCCCCAUGCUGCUCGGCAGUGCGCAAGCGCCGCCCCGGGGACGGUGCGCGGCCCUCCCCGCGUGGUGGUGGCGGCAGAGGCGGCAGCAUGGGGGACACGCUGGAGGAGCCGUGGUGGGACACUCCGGCCGGGGCUGGCAGCACUCCAGAUCCUUCAGAUGAUGAAGCUACUGAGAAAGCAAGUGAUAACAGGACAGGAACACAAGAAGAUUCAAAUUCCAAAACUGCUGUGACAAAGAAAAGGAAGAAGCCUACAGAGUGUUUUCUAAGUCAGCCUGAAGAAAAGCAAGAAAGCACUGUAAAGGCAAAGAGGAGAAAGAAGAAGAAAAUUUCUGAUAUCCUGGAAAAAUCCACUCCAAAACCCGGUGUCCCUGCCGAUCUACAAAACCUGCUUAGUCAAUAUUUUAGUGAAAACCGUUCAGUGAUUGAGAAAGAGGAAUUAAAGCUGCCAGAUUCUUGCUUUUUGCCAGCCAAUGAUCUCACCCACAGUUUUUCUUCAUACCUGAAGGAAAUCUGUCCUAAGUGGGCAAAACUCCGUAAAAGCCACAAGGAGAAGAAGUCAGUGGUCAUGCUGGUUAUCUGCAGCUCUGCCCUUCGUUCCUUGGAACUCAUCAAGUCAAUGACAGCAUUUAAAGGAGACUGCAGAGUUCUCAAGCUGUUUGCAAAGCACAUAAAGAUAAAAGAACAGAUGACUAUGUUGGAGAAAGGCGUGUUCCACAUCGGGGUUGGAACUCCCGGGAGAGUGAAAGCACUAGUGGAGCAAGAUGGCCUGUGCUUGAACUCCACAAAAUACAUGAUUCUGGAUUGGAACUGGAGAGAUCAGAAACUAAGGAGAAUGAUGGAUAUCCCUGAGAUAAAGAAAGAAACAAUUGACCUACUGGAGAUGAGCAUUAUAAAGCUGUGCAGAGAGGGGUCUGUGAAGCUGGGACUCUUUUAAUGUUUUUUACCGAGAAGGGAAUCAUUUGCAGCUGCAUGUUACUGUUAUCAUGUGUGCAUUUGACAAAUGAUAUUAAUACAGAAAGGAUGCACAUUGCAACUUUUUUUCCCCCUGAGUUUCCUUUUAAUAGUAAACAAGAAGUUUUCUUUGUAGUUUCAGUGUGAUUCUUAUUGCAGGAACCAUGUGAUACUGAAAUUAGACUUACCUUGCAUUUGCCUGCUAGAUUUACUACCACAUGUUAUUUGUGAGGCUUUGAAAGGGAAUAAACUUGGCUGUGAAAGUCUUUGUACAAAUCAAUUUUCUGUUAUCCCCCUCUUGUUGUCCCAAAGAAAGCAUUUACUUCUCUCCUGAGAGUGGUAAUCUAGUUCUUGCCCUGAAGGGUUUUUUUGAGAAAGUAGUAUACAUUUCAGUAAUUUAUCAGAAAUGUAUUUUUCACCCAUCUGUUCCAGACCUGGCCAGAUGUGCUUUAUUGCUAUUACAUGAUACACUGCCUGUAUAUUAUAUCAAGGCUUUAUU